CCAAAAUACAGUUUUCCACCAACAAACAGGGACAAUCGCCAAUCCACCAUCUUGGUUCAUCUGUCUUGUCAGCCUCGCCAUGGCGUCAUCCCUUCCCGCUGCUAAGCAGCAGCUGAGAAGUCUCAUGAAGCAGAAGCUGUCCAAGAUCACCCAGGACUCCAUCACCACUCAGAGUCGUUGUAUUUUUGAGACCUUGAAAGAGUUUCAGCCUUACAAGGAUGCUCGGCGCAUCAGCAUCUAUCUGGCCAUGCCGACGGCUGAGGUCCAGACAGAUGCUAUUGUGCGCCAUGCCUUAUCUGCUGGCAAGCAGGUCUUUGUUCCUUACUUACACAAGUCGCCUUUUCAAACACCGGAUACUCCAGCUCGGGUAAUGGACAUGGUUCACCUAAAAGACGUCCAGGACUAUGAGAGCCUCAAGUUGGAUAAGUGGGGGAUUCCCAGCGUGGACCCAACUACUGUCGAUGCGAGAAAACGUAUACUGGGUGGUUCAGACGUUCAAAGUUCCGAGCCUGCAAUUCUAGACUUCAUGGUUGUGCCUGGAGUCGCAUUCGACUUUGACCAGUCAGGGUCGAUUCGACGCCUUGGCCACGGCAAGGGCUUUUAUGAUUUCUUUAUCAACAGAUACAUGGCCAAACUCGAAACAAAGGACAUAGCGCACGAGAACCCGCUACAUUUGUAUGGCUUGGCUUUGACAGAACAGAUGGUGCCUGCGACAUCGGAGCUUCAGAUUCCCACAGACACUCACGACCGUAGACUCAAUGGCCUUAUUCUUGGAAAUGGCGAGAUCAAGGCCGGUGUACAUGAAGCUUCUACUUCGCGAUAUCCACGACAAGAUCUAUAACAUUAGAAUCGAAGGACCUGGAAUAAGAUUGGGGCCACGUGAUAUUCCCAGGUGUAGAUACAAUAGAUUCAGCUCUGUUGUUCAGAUAGUUGAC
Molecule: messenger RNA, 935 nt
Organism: Fusarium oxysporum Fo47
Lineage: Eukaryota; Fungi; Ascomycota; Sordariomycetes; Hypocreales; Nectriaceae
Product: 5-formyltetrahydrofolate cyclo-ligase
Exons: 2
Coding region: 80-841 (253 amino acids)
Biological process (GO): folic acid-containing compound biosynthetic process; tetrahydrofolate interconversion
Cellular component (GO): mitochondrion
Molecular function (GO): 5-formyltetrahydrofolate cyclo-ligase activity
Source: RefSeq, a predicted model, not a curated record